This is a messenger RNA of Aspergillus tanneri, 1320 nucleotides long. Its product is annotated as MFS transporter. The coding region runs from base 1 to 1320 and encodes 439 amino acids. Gene Ontology annotation, biological process: transmembrane transport. Gene Ontology annotation, molecular function: transmembrane transporter activity. NCBI's taxonomy places the organism in Eukaryota, Fungi, Ascomycota, Eurotiomycetes, Eurotiales, Aspergillaceae. Gene Ontology annotation, cellular component: membrane. The record is from RefSeq and is a predicted model, not a curated record. The transcript has 5 exons.
AUGUCUACGGUUGAGCUUGCUUCACAAGAACAACAUCAGUCACAGAGUUCGAUAGAACAAUCAUUUGGUCCGAGAACCGAUGGUGCAAUUAUCCGAGCGAAGCAAAAAUGGAAUGACACUUCCGUCAACAAAUGGCGUCUACUGGCUACAUUUAUCAGUUUCGCAGUUCUCCGCGAGGACUAUAAGCUGUCUACUACAGUUGCCUUUUUGAUUUUCGUAACCCCGUUUGCCGGCUACACAGUUGCAACUAUCAUUGUGAAUAAGAUCCAUAUGACCUAUGGGCCGCGAGGCAUUGCGAUCGUCGGGCCACUUUGUCAUGCUAUUCCAUUUGUUAUUAUGGCAGUCCACCCACCCUACCCGGUGAUGUUGGUCGUCUACGCGAUUGUUGGAAUGGGAAAUGGCCUCAUCGAUGCUGCGUGGAAUUCCUGGAUUGCGGACAUGGUCAAUGCAAACAUCUUGAUGGGACUUCUCCAGGCGUUCUAUGGGCUUGGGGCAACGCUUAGCCCGAUCAUCGCGACUCAGAUGAUGAAAUCUGGCCUGCGCUGGAACUACUUCUACUACACCAUUCUCGGCGGCUCCGUCCUGGAGCUAAUGGCGAGUGUGGCUAUGUUUUGGCAUGAAAACGCGGCGAGCUUCCGUAUCAACAACAGCAGGAGUUCUAAUAGCAACGGUGGAAAUAGAACUAAGGAGGCCAUGAAAAGUCAUAUUACUUGGCUGAUGGCAAUCUGGCUCUUUGUUUACAUGGGUGUCGACUUGUCGGUGGGUGGCUGGAUUGUCGAUUUCAUGAUCCAGGUCCAUGGCGGGGCGCCAUACGAGUCUGGCCUGAUCCCUACUGGCUUUUGGGCCGGGGUCACUAUCGGGCGACCUGUUCUCGGUUUUGUGAAUGACUGGUUGGGCAUGUUAUCCCCAUUUCCGGGUCCCCUUGGUAAACGAGCGCUGACUGUGAAUGAAGGAGAGCGGGUUACUAUCACAAUUUAUCUCGCCAUCUCGAUUGCCCUGGAACUUGUCUUCUGGUUGGUACCAAAGUUUGUCAUGUCCGCAGUUGCAGUUUUCCUUCUCGGCUUCUUUACUGGACCUCUCUUCCCAGCGGCAAUUGUGGUGGCUGCCAAGCUGCUCCCAAAACAUCUGCACACUCCAAGCAUUGGGCUCGCAUCAGCAUUAGCUGGCGGUGGUGGAGCAAUACUGCCUUUUGUUGCUGGUGCUAUAUCUGGAGCGCGCGGUGUGCAGAGUCUACAGCCCUUUAUCCUCGCGUUGCUAGGCUCCUUGGUUAUUCUAUGGGUACUGAUUCCACGGAACAACCAUCACGGCCAUGGCCUCUGA